This is a messenger RNA of Drosophila nasuta, 7688 nucleotides long. It is a transcript of the gene Myc, whose product is annotated as bHLH transcription factor Myc. The record is from RefSeq and is a predicted model, not a curated record. The transcript has 3 exons. Bases 1126 to 3366 code for a protein of 746 amino acids. Lineage: Eukaryota; Metazoa; Arthropoda; Insecta; Diptera; Drosophilidae. Gene Ontology annotation, molecular function: protein dimerization activity.
AUCACUCUUUCUUUAGACUCAGGCACGGCUGAACGUUCGUUGCUAACGUUUGCUACGUGCGCUCUAAUUCGUCUUUUGUAGAUUUUGGCUGUUUCCCGCCCAACAAAAAAAAUCAAAUAAAACACAAGAAUUAAGCAAAAUAAAAAUAUACACAACUUAAAAAAUAUAUACAUACAUAUUAAUCUACAUUUAAAAUACAAAAUCACUAAGCUUAACUAGGCAAAGCAAUAGACGACAACAAGUAAUCAAAGCGAAAUAUACAAGCAUAAGUUACCAAAAAAAAAAAAUAAAGGAAAUUGCAAGAAACGGAAAAUAAAUUCAAACGGCGAGCAUCAAAUUCGCAAGUGUAACAAAAUAAAAGUAAAGAAAGACAAGACAAUUCAGCGCCCGCCAAAAAAAAGAAAAACCGAAAGAAUUCAAAUAAAAUAAAAUAAAAGCUGCUGCUAAUAUAAAGUGAAUGUGAAGUUACUACAACAGCAGCAACAACAACACAUAAAGCAGACAAUUUUUGUGGGCUUUGAAAGUGUUAGUGUGUGAGUGAGCGUGCAAAUGUGUGUGUGCAAGCAAAAGGAGCAGGAGAAGAAGGAGCAGGAUAGAUAGAUGCCGCUUCGCUACUGCAGAGCCACCAAAAAAAAAAAACGCAACACAAGAAAUCAAAGUAACGAAAGUUUUCAAGAAGUGCACAGAGGAGCAGAGAAAGACGUAGACAGCAGACACACAAGAGGAGACUGUCAAGCAAAAAAAAAGGAAAAAUAAAGAUUUAAGUAAAGAACAUAAAAUUGCAAUUUGCCAAAUAAAAAAAAAUUUGAAUUAAUCGCGAGUGCGUUGCGUGUUAUAAAAUAAAUUGAUGUAAUAUAUCAAUAUAAUUUUUUUUUGUUCUUGCUACAAUUUUUUUCGGGUGUAAAAAAACUAAUUUUUUUUGUUGUGUAAAAAAAACCCAUAACUUUAUAAGCCGACAACAGCAAUUGGAUUACAAAAAAUAAAAAGCACAGCAAAAGUGUGUGCUACAAAGAAUAUAUAAAAAGAAACAAAUCACUCUCAGGACGACACUGUAAACAUUUACAGUGUUGGUAAAUACACAAAAAAAAACUUAGAAACUAACACAGAAAUAGAAAGAUAGAAAAAAUGGCGACAAUGUGCUUUGAAAGUAUGAGCGGCUGUGAUUUUCCACACGAUUACGAAGACAGCUUCGCCGACACAUUGAAAAUGCCCCCCCUCGACGAGUCACUUUUGUUGAACGAUAACGAUAUGGUUGGCUUCGAGGAUCUUGUGUUCGUCGGCCGCAAAGAGCAAAGCAUCCGCGGGGAUGUGGCGAAAAUUGCUGCCGAACGUUCGUCAUGGAUGUUGGAUGACUUGCAUGACAUUAUUGACAUUAAACCCGAUAUACGUAAUGGCGAUUGUAUGUGGUCAUCAUUUGGUAGCGCCAACACUUGCAACAAUAACAGCAGCAGCAACAAUGGUUGCAACGGUGCCAACAACAGUGCUUGCAACGGCGGCAAUUCGGCUGCCUCCAGUUACAGUGAAAGCAGCGCUGUGCCACCGGCAAUUGUCAGUUGCAGUGGUACAAUGAUGAUCAAACACGAGAUGACCGAGGACGAUGAGGAUGAUGUGGUCGAUGAGGAUGACAAUGAUAAUGAUGACGAGGAGGAGAAUUGCAACAGCAGCAACAACAGUAACAACACAAGCAGCAACAUAUGCAGCAAUAAACUGACAACAUUUGCCACAUCCGCUAGAAUUACAAUUCGACCAAACAAAUCGGCGACACAAAUGCGCUACAAUAACCACAACACAACGUCUUACAGCAGCAACAACAAUGUGGAACAACAUAUACCGCCAGGUGCAUCAUUGUUGCGUAAGAGCAAUCCUUCGACUGCGGUCUCAGCCACCGCACUGAAACUGAAGCAACAAUAUCACUCGCUCAAUCGUCGUUCCUCGCCCAAAGAGUCGACGUUCGUCUUUCCCGAUCCACCGCAUCAGGAUAACAACAAGGAGGAUGCAUCGAUGGCACCAGUUUUUCGUCACAAUGUCGAUUUGGCCGCUUGUCUGGUGGGCAGCAACAACAUCUCGUUGACGAGCAGCAGCGAGCCAAACUAUCACAUUGAUCACAUCAGUCGCGAGUUGCAGAAUGGCAAAUCACGUUUCGAUUUGUAUCACAGCAAUUAUCAGCCACAGAUUAGCGAUGUUCUCGAUGUGAUCAGUCAACAGGUAACAGCCGAUGCUGCUGCCAUCUCAGCAUCAUCAUCAUCGGGCUCGUCAGCAUCAGCAGCAGCAACCACAUCGACGACAAUGUCACCGCCAGCGAGUAACUCGGAUUGUGAUUCCGAUGAUGGUGAUUGCUCCAUGGUGGACUCCAAUUGCGGCUCUUCGUCAUAUAUGCGUCACAUUAGCGAUCACAGCUACACGCGCAGCGAAAUGGAGACCAAUCUAGAGACGCCUUCUGAUUCCGAUGAGGAAAUCGAUGUCGUCUCACUCAAUGACAAGACGCUGCCCACAAAUCCCUCGGAUCGCGAUCGUCGCGCUCUGCAAACAAAGGUGGCCAACAAAAUCUCGACCAUACCGCCACCGCGACGCGGUCGCUAUGAGUUGCCGUACACACCGGCGAGCAGCAGUCCCGUUAAAUCGGAGGCCAAUUCCCGUUUCCCAUCGCCAUCGAGCACGCCGUAUCAAAAUUCUGGCGCCGCUGUGGCCACAGUUUAUUCACCGCUGCUCUUGCGCAACACCAGCAGCGGCAGCAGCAGCAGCAGCAGUAGCAGCAGUGCUGGCAGCGAUUGUGCAACGUCAACGAUGCUUUGGGAGGGCAGCAGCAGCAGCAGCAUCAACAACAAGAGCAGUCGCAAACGCUAUCAGGACACUUGUCGCAGCAGUGGUGCGUUCUCCAAGCAGUUGCAGGCAUCGAAAAAGAGCCGAGCAAAGUUGAGCAACAACAGCGUUUUGUCAACGGCGCAUCCAGGUGCGCAACUGAAGCAACAGCAACACACGUUGGGCGCCAACAGCAGCAGCAGCAGCAGUAGUGCAAGCAGCAACAGCGCAAGCAGCAGCAAUGUAAACUUCAGCGUGAUGAAGCGUCAGUUCAGUCUCGAUGAGGCCGACACCAUUGAGAAGCGUAAUCUGCACAACGACAUGGAACGUCAACGUCGCAUCGGACUUAAGAAUUUGUUCGAGGCACUGAAGAAGCAGAUACCCAAUAUUCGGGACAAGGAGCGUGCGCCCAAGGUGAACAUAUUGCGUGAGGCGGCAAAGCUGUGCGAACAGCUGACCAACGAGGAGCGUGAGUUGAGUCUCAAGCGUCAGUUGCUGAAGGCGCAACUGAAGCAGCGACAGGAGAAGAUUGCGCGUCUUCGCUUGAGUAUGAAUGCCGCCGAAUGAUGAUAGCGAUGAUCAUCAUCGAUAGACGUAAGUGUGGGUUAAACGGGUUAAGGAGGAGUUAAGUGAGAUGAUCAUAAGUUGAGAUGCGCAGAAGAAAGCGUACAUUUUUUAAGCAGCGGGGGGGCAAAGUGUGCGGAGUUGGCUUAUCGAAAGAGAGAAAGAGAAGCGCUUGCAAGCAAAAAAAAAAAAAAAAAAUGACCAUAAGAGAGAAUGCUACCCGAUAUAGAUAUAUAUAUAUAUAUAUAUAUAUAUAUAUAUACAGCAGAUAUAUGCAUAUAUAAAUAAUAAUAUUUUUUUUUUUCUUAUAAGUGUACUUUGACGUAGGCUCACAAGCAUUUUUUAUGAACUUCAAUAUCAGUUUUUAGUAUUAGCUAUUAGAGCGUACGAACGAUCAAUCGAACCAUGUCUCGAUGAUGAUUACCGAUUAACGAUUAACGAUUGUAAUAAUCUAUGAUGAUGAUGAUGCUGCAAGUUGAUGUCUAUGCAUCGGAUGCUAUAAACAAGAAUGCUAUGUGUACAUUUAUUAUAUAUAUCAUCGCUAUAUAUAUAUAUAUAUGUAUAUAUAUAUAUAUAUGAUUUUUAUCAUCUUAUGCGAUAUCGAUAUAUAUAUAUAUAUAUACUGCUUCUCUAGAUGAUAGUUGAAAAUAGUGAUUUAAAUUGGAUUUCUUUAAUGUGAUAUUUUUUGAUUUGAUUUUGAAGUAAGCAAAAUGCAAGUUGGAAGAAAAACUUUAACUAAAAACUUAGGCGGCGAUAAAACCGAUAAACCGAUAAACGAUAACGAAAUACGCAACUAGGUUUACAUGGAAUUGAAUAAUGGAAAAAAUGGAAAACGGAACGAGAAAACACACAAAACAAAAUGAAGUUCUCAGUUUUCUUACAUUUUAUUUGAUUUUUUUUUCUUUGCGAUUUACGAUUUACUAUUAUUAUUACUGUACAUAGAAACUAGGGAGUUUAAUAUUAGAUAGUUACUUAACCAUGAAGGGAAGGACAACAAAACCAAAAACCAAACAAGGAAACAGAAAAAAAGGGAAAACGGGAAUAAACGGAAAACAGACGAAAGAUGCAAAAUGAAAAAGAGCCACUAAAAAGUAGCAGCAGAAGAAAACAAAAAGUUGAUGAAGCUUGAGUGUGAAAGAAAAUUCAAUGUAUAAAGUUGACGGAAGUAGAAGAGAGAAAAGAUGUGUUAGAACGUAGCCAAGAAGUGAGCUACAAUUGAAGAAGAGAAACAAGAGAAAACAAAACAACAUGCAAAUGAAAGAAAAUGCACGCAAAAAAGAAAGAACUAAAAUUUAUACAAUUUUUUUUUUUUUUGUUUUAGUAAUUUAGUGUGACCAUCCUAUAUAUUUAUCGAUAUACGACGAUCCUUUUUAUAUAUAUAUAUAUAUUUACUAUUAGCUAUCUAGUUACUAUAUUUUUUUUGUCGCUCAUAUAUUUGAUAUAUACGAGUGAUCGAGUAUAUAUAUAGUCGAUGUACAUACUUAUAGCAUUUUGCACAAUGAAUACGCAAAAUUGUCUAUCGAUUUUUUUUCUGUUUUUCAUUACACACUUAUUCUUAUUGAUAAUCUAAUUCUAUAUAACAUUAGACGAUAUCGUCUCAAAAAAAGAAAAGAAAAGAGAAGGAAAACACACACACAAUACAAAAUACAAAGUGUUACAAAUUUGGCCGAUUCAUCGAUCGGUUUAGCUUUCUUAGGGCUUAUAAAGGAAACGCUUACACCAAUUUUACUGCCUAUAUAUUUUAGAUAUAUUAUUACUACAAGCGGCUUAUUCAAUUUCCCCCCCCACACACACACAACACUUCCCUCAGAUAAAAACUCCUAUUUACUAUAUUUUGUUUGUUGUUUGCGAGAAUUUUUUAUUAAAUUUUUUUGCAAACUUUAUUUUCGACAAAUUAUUUUGAUUUGUUUUCGGGAAAACUUUUUGAGUUUAUCCUUAAAAAAAAUUCUACAAAAUGCAUAUGAAAUGCAAAAACAAAAACCUAUUACAACGAUAUAAACAACAACAACAACAACAAAAAUGGGAGCUAUAGUUAUAGUUAAUAGAAAUGAAAAAAAAAGAGAAAAACUGAAAAAAAGGAAAAAAGGAAAACAAAAAUUUUGUUAGCUGCAAAUGCAAAAAGAAACAAAACUUUUUGUCAGCUGUUCAACUGUCGAUUUUUUGCUAAUAAGAGUUAUAUAUGAGAACCGAAACACAACGGAAUGAAAAGAAGAAGAACAUGAAAAUGAGAAAAGAAUUCGAAAAAGAAACUACAAAAAUGCUUAGAAGAAAGUUUUCAAACAUGAAGUGAAAAGAAAUAAGAGAACUUGAGAUAACGAAAACAAAACAAAACAAAAAUAAAAAAAACUGUUAUUUAGGUUUAGUUUGCUUUUUUUGAUAAUAACACGAUGAUAAUGAUGAUGAUGAUGAUAAUCGAUGACACUAACUAGGAAACUAUUAGCCAGCUAGUAAUACUAACUAAAACACUAACUAACUAUUACAAAUACAACUACUAUAUACAUAAAUAAUAUAUCUAUAUAUAGAGUUAUGCAUAUAUGAUAUGAUAUGAUACCCAAUUUAUAUGUAGCGACGUUUCAACGAAAUUUAGUGUGUAAUGGCUUUAUUUUUUUAAAACCAACUUCAUGAUUCUAUAUAUAAUCGAUGGGGAAAAAUAUUUGAAACUAAAAGAGAGAGAAAAUAAAAUUGCUGGGUCAAUUUUUCUGAACGCUUGCAAACGCAUGUAAAUAUUGAACGAAACGAAACGAGAAAUGUUGAAAAUAUUGGGGAAAAAUACUGAAAUAUUAAUUCUGAGCCACUCCCACUUCCGCCCCCAUAUAUAAUAUUUUUUUUUUUUAUAUAUAUUUUAUAACAUUAUAAAGAAAAAUAAUUCAUAUAUUUACAUAUAAAUAUCUACACUAUUUAAAGCGAUAUUAAAAAAAAAAAAAAAAAAAAAAAAAUCGAGAAAAAAAAGAAAACAAAUUGUUAUAUGUAAAAUGCUAAUCAGCUGUUUAAGCAAUUUAUUGAAAGAAUUACAAAAACAACAACACUAAAAAACAUUUUUACACGCAAACAAAAACAAAAAAUAUAAUUUAUAUUACUAAAAAAAAAAUAAAGUAAUAAAAGUCUAUUAUUUUUUUGUUGUUUAAAAAAAGAAACACUGUAAAUAGAAAUCUCGUUAAAUACUAGUUACAAAAAAAAGAAAAAACAAAAAAACAAAAACAAACAAUAUUUUCUUAUCAAACAAUAGAGAAUAGAGAAAUAGAUCCAAUAAAACCGGUAAACACAAAACACAAAAAAAAAAACAGAAAAAUGCGCCACAUAUAGCAAUAGACUUAAGCGAAAGAAGAAAAAAAACGGAAUAUUGUAAAGAUUUUUUUUUCGAUAAAUAAACACACACACACACACACACCCAUACAACUGCAUAUUGAAUUGUAAGCUCACACACAAACACACACACAUACACACAUACGAAUGCACCUAGUUUCCUAUAGUACAUAACAUGAAAGAAAAUACAACAGCAACAACAAAUACAACAACUACAAUUUGAAAACCGUACAAAUUUAUCAGCAACAACAAUAACCAUAACAACAACAACAACAACAAAAAGCAAUUUAAUUUAUUGUUUGUUAACAAAAAAAGAAAAUACCACAAAAAACAAAACCCAAAAAAAAAAAAAUGAAAAUAAUGUAAACUUAUGCAUUUUAUUAUAAAUCUUUUUUUUAUAAUAUUAAUACUAUUUGGUUUAUCAUACUUUUUAUUUAAUUUUUUACGUUUUUUUGCAACCAAGUGAAAACACAACAACAACAACAACAACAAAACAAGAUAAACAACAACAACAACUACAACCAAAACCUCCAAAUCCUCGCAAAUAAAAAAAAAAACAAAACAAAAGAAAACAAAAAACCAUUAUGCUUAUGUUUAUAGAUUUUUAAUUUACAAUUUUUUAUACACAUAGUAUAUACAAAUAUAUAUAUAUACAUAUUUAAAAUCGGAGCUAACGCUCCGCAUAGUUGUUGAAGUAACUGCAAAAAAAACCAAUGAAAUCAAAAAAAAAACCACACAAAAAAAUCGCAAAAGAAAAAAAAAUCCUGAAAAAACACAAAAAAUCUUUUUUUUCUGGAAUUUGUUUAAAAUAUUUUUUUUUUUAUUUUUUGAUUAAAUUUUUUUCGAUUUGGCAAAAACAACAAAAAAAAAAAAAAAAACUAUGUUAUAUUUUUUCAUGAAACGCAAAAACACUAAAUAAUACUAUAUAUUAUAUACAUCUAUAUAUAUAUAUAAAUAUUCUUAAACAAAAAAAAAACUUAUAAAUAUGUCUUAUAUCUAAUCAUUUUAACUCGUUAUUUAGU